AUGUCGGUAACCGUUCGCGACCCACAGCCAAACGUCGGUGAUACUAUCGCCCGGAUGCUGAGAGCCGGAUCUGACCGAUGGGAGCCAAGGAAGGAGAGGCCACACACGUCGUUGUCCCCCGCCCCGUGUUCCCAAGAAGCCGUGUUGUCCCUUUCCCUUCAGAUACCGCCCUUCAAUCCUAGAACGAGAUCCGAUCCUAGAGCAUCAUCAUCAACCCUCAACAGUAUAGCAACCAUGGCCAUCGGCAUCCUUUCAACCUCGAGUGCCCUGAGCACCGGUCCUAUCGACGUCCCUAAUGUUGGCCCGUUCCAGCAGAACCGUUUCGAGGAACUCGUGCAGCGCCUCAAAGAGGCUCUCGGCCCGUCGUCGGGUCUGACGUGUGAUGAUGUUGAUGUCGACUUCCUGACUCGUCUCAUGCAAGACUAUGAUGGCUCCGAUAUGGAGUGGUCCCGAUAUGCUUUUGGCGACCACACUAGGGGCUACACCCGUAACCUCGUCGACGAAGGUAACGGCAAGAGCAACCUGCUUGUCCUUGUAUGGUCUCCUGGAAAGGGGAGCCCUAUCCACGACCACGGCAGAGCCCACUGCCUCAUGAAGAUCCUCAAGGGCAACCUGACCGAGACACGCUAUGCCUUUCCUAACGAGGACGAACAAGAGAAACCGAUGGAGGUCAUCUCCGAAAAGACAUAUAAGGAAAACGCUGUCGCCUAUAUGGCCGACGAGCUAGGACUCCACAGAGUGUCCAAUAGGGGCAGCGACUUUGCUGUCUCAUUGCACUUGUACACUCCGCCCAAUGUAGCAAAGAAGGGAUGCCACAUUUUUGACGAGAAGACGGGGCGUAGGAGCCACGUGCCGGGUUGUCACUACUACUCGGCGUACGGGCGGCUGCUCAAGGAGUAG
Messenger RNA from Fusarium keratoplasticum, 900 nucleotides. Its product is annotated as Cysteine dioxygenase. Bases 1 to 900 code for a protein of 299 amino acids. Gene Ontology annotation, biological process: L-cysteine catabolic process. Lineage: Eukaryota; Fungi; Ascomycota; Sordariomycetes; Hypocreales; Nectriaceae. Gene Ontology annotation, molecular function: cysteine dioxygenase activity; ferrous iron binding. The record is from RefSeq and is a predicted model, not a curated record. The transcript has 3 exons.